Molecule: messenger RNA, 8084 nt
Organism: Acanthoscelides obtectus
Lineage: Eukaryota; Metazoa; Arthropoda; Insecta; Coleoptera; Chrysomelidae
Source: the annotation of a GenBank genome assembly
AGGUAAGUCCAAGUGCUAGCAUGGGUUCUAGAGAACUGAGGAAUUCAAUAUCACCGGCAGAACGAGAAAAAUAUCGUCCCCGAACGCCUCAGGAGCCUGAACUGAAAAAGCCGAAAAAGGAAGAAAAGGACAUGGGACACGUAAGUACCAAACACAGCGACGGUGAAAAAAGCGACCAAGACCUGGUAGUCGACGACGCGUCAGAAGACCCCGCCUCUCCGCCAAACGGCACCGCCUCCCCGCGCGAGAACGGCCUUGAUGGAGGUGGAGGGGGCAAACUGCCGAAGAAGGAACAUCCCGGACCCGCCCACAGUCCCCGAUCAGGCACGUCGAGCAACGCCUCGACGCCGUCAGCGAAGAAACUGGACGGAGAGAAACCGAGCACGCCCAUUUCGAAACCGGUCACGCCCACUUCAGGGGCGAGUGGCGCGAGUGGACCGCCUCCCGGGGGGUUGAAACCUGUCGUCAAGCCACCCGCGUUGGGGCAGUAUCCGCCUUAUCUGGCUAUGUCUAAUGGUGCUGGACCACAUGAUUUGCAAGCCGCCGCAGCAGCUGGCAACUAUGGAGGACUACACAACAACCUUCCACCAGCGCUAAACAAUUACCCUAGGCCUCCAUUGCAAGUUGGAUAUGAUCCACAUUCGCAAAUGAGGGCUCCCGUAGUACCUGGUUUGGGAGGCAUUCCUGGAGGAAAACCAGCCUACUCAUUCCACGUGAGUGCCGACGGGCAAAUGCAACCGGUACCAUUUCCACCAGACGCGUUGGUCGGUCCAGGAAUCCCGAGGCAUGCCAGGCAGAUAAACACUCUCAGUCAUGGUGAAGUGGUGUGCGCGGUGACGAUUUCCAACCCGACGAAAUAUGUUUAUACGGGCGGCAAAGGCUGUGUGAAAGUGUGGGACAUCAGUCAACCGGGCAGCAAGAGUCCUGUGUCACAGUUAGAUUGUUUGCAACGUGAUAAUUACAUCCGUUCUGUGAAACUACUGCCGGACGGUAGAACGUUAAUAGUAGGCGGCGAAGCGAGCAACCUGUCAAUCUGGGAUCUGGCGAGUCCAACACCCAGGAUCAAAGCCGAAUUGACGUCGAGUGCACCAGCCUGUUAUGCGUUAGCCAUCAGUCCUGAUUCAAAGGUGUGCUUCAGCUGUUGUUCAGACGGAAACAUAGCAGUAUGGGAUCUACACAAUCAGACGCUAGUGAGGCAAUUCCAAGGACAUACAGAUGGUGCAUCGUGUAUUGACAUUUCAUCGGAAGGAACAAAACUUUGGACAGGUGGCUUAGACAACACAGUCCGUAGCUGGGACCUUCGCGAAGGCCGACAGCUCCAACAGCACGACUUCAGCUCCCAGAUCUUCUCUCUGGGGUACUGCCCAAUGGGCGAGUGGCUAGCCGUAGGCAUGGAGAACUCGAACGUAGAAGUACUACACGCCAACAAGCCUGACAAGUACCAGUUGCACCUACACGAAAGCUGCGUGCUCAGUUUGAGGUUCGCAGCGUGCGGAAAAUGGUUCGUUUCAACGGGCAAGGAUAAUUUGCUGAAUGCGUGGAGGACCCCUUAUGGUGCCAGCAUAUUCCAGUCUAAAGAGUCUUCGAGCGUGCUCAGCUGUGACAUCUCAGCAGACGACAAGUACAUUGUAACAGGAUCAGGAGACAAGAAAGCUACUGUCUAUGAAGUGAUCUAUUAAGAAAUGUGACUCUGGCACUACAUGUAGUCGACGAGUAACCAAAUUGUGAUAAUUAUGUGUAAUAGACAUUCAUUUCUACAAAUAGGGUAAUUCCAAUGGAUAUGUAUAGCUUGUCGAAAUAUUCCAAAAAUGGCUCACAACGUGGAACAGUCAAAUGGAAUGUAUUCGUUAUUUCGAUCAUUGUGCAUAUUUGUAAGAUAUCCCAAAACAGAUAAAUAUCGUGUCAUUCCUACAUUUAAGGUGACGCGUCUCUUUUUUUAGAUUUUUUUCAGCUUCCUGUUUGCAGCAUUAUUCUAAAUCCUUAUCUGAUAAUUUCAUAGUGUGUAUAGAAACGACUACGAGAAAAAACAAUGUUUUCAUUUUUUUUAAAUGCAUUUUUGGUGCAUUUUAUUCUACAUUCUUUCUUCAAUCGGAACUUGUUAACAAAUAUAAGUACAGCUUUGAAAUUGUGUGUGAAUGUUCCUCUUUUAUGGAAGAAUGAAACGAGUGAUUACUUUUGUUUUUAUCACUUUUCCUUUUCGAAUAAUCUUUGAUUUUCUUGAAGUCUCGUCUCAUAGCAAGUUGAGUAUUCUAGAAAAGCAAAGAUUUUUCUAAAAGGAAAAGUGAUAAAAACAAAAGUAAUCACUCGUUUCAUUCUUCCAUAAAAGAGGAAUAUUCACACACAAUCUUAGAGCUGUACUUAUAUUUGUUAGCAAGUUCCGAUUGCAGAAAAAAUGCACGAAAAAUGUAUUUUUUGAAAAAAAAAUUAGAACAUUGUUACACACCAUGAAAUUAUCAGAUAAGAAGGAUUUAGAAUAAUGCUGCAAACAGGAGGUUGACAAAAACUCUAAAAAAGGGUCGUGUCACCUUAACACUUUCGGUACUGUGCUACUGGGGUUGCAACUUUUGGAUAUUCAGUUGAAUAACUAUAUGCCCGACGUUGUUAAAUAUAGGAAUACCAAUUUUUACGGGGAAAUCUGAAAUCUAGCGUGGGCCUGUUCCGAGAUGUCUCAUCGAUAUGCACAAUAAUCUGAAGAAUAAACUUAUUUCAUUUGGUAUUUUAUGCUACAAAGAAAUUGAAGCCUGUUGAUCUGGGACAAAUCAUGAAUCAUUUCCACAAUGACGAACCUGACCGCGGAAUUGAUCGAUAUUUCACGGUGUUGCCACCUCGAAACUAACAGAUAUUGUUGCCAACCACACCGACUAAAAAAUUAACUUACAUUUAAGAUGAUCCGAAUUAUUCAUCGCUUUUGAAAAUUGCAGACUCCGUAAGACUUUACGGUAUCAUUUUUGUUGGAAACUGCUGCUAAUCAACUUUUCAACACAAGGACUUUCUUUUUGAAGUAUUUCGAUCAGAACGACCCUAUGUACAUAAAGACUUUGGCACAGAAUUAACUAUUAUACACGCUGAGAUUUUAGUGAUCUGAUGUGAAAUAUAUAAAUAUAGUUAUUUAGGAAGUGAUCUCCCAUGACAGUUUUUUUAUAAUUUCAAUUUGUAUAUAUUUAUGUAAUAUCUGACUAAUUCUAUUAUUGUUGGUAUAUACUUUAGAGGUCAACAAUGUUCAUUCAGUUUUUCUAACUGUAGAUAUCACUUUCAUAUCACUAACUGAUAACAGCACAUCUUCAGUGAGAUCGGAAAAAGUUAGGAAUGAAAUUCAUAGUAGAUGAAACUAUAUGCUUCAAAUUUUACUCUCACCAUUGAGAUAUCGGAGAUUGUAAGAGUUACGAGGCCAAUUGAAGGAGGCAAUAAAGCGCAUUUAUUUUACAAAGAAAAUGGUACAGAAACUUCCGCAAUUCCGAGUAUUUCCGGGGAUAAACGAAAGAAACUGUUUUUUUUUAUUUUUAUUGGCGCUGAUAUGGAAUUUCAGAAUGAAACGUCCUAAAGAGUAUUUCCUUUUUUCUUCUGGCAUAAUUAGAACUUUAUUUUUUCUUGUAUACUCCAUAUUGUAUUUUUGCACAGGUGAAUAGAAUUUUAAUUCUAAUUCAAAAAGUGUAUAAUACUUCAUACAUUGAUAUUGUCAAACCGACUUGUUUCGAAAAAACUAAUAUUGUGAUAGUUGGCUUUGAAGAUGAUCGAUGAGUUUGUUUUAUUCGAUUAAGUCAGCACCACCAGUCAUAUGAAAAAUAUGAAAUUUGUUUUGAAAGCUGCAACACGGUUUAGGCUUCUACUUACUCCCUAAUGUUAAUAAUUAUAAUGGUAAUAAAUAAGAUAGUACUGUAUCGAAUGUUUCCAAACUACCCUCAAAUAACUUUAAAAAGUUUUAGCAUUAGGUUGUUUGAUGAUUGGCUGAUGAUAUUAGGAAACAAUUGACUAUCAGAUAUCAAUUUCAAGGCCUACUUAGGAAAUUCUGUUUUUUGAAAUAACUAAGGUUUGACCAUGUGAAUGUAUGACUUAUUGUACAUUUUUGGAAUCGGGAUUAAAAGCUCUUUUUACUUAUGCCAGAAUUCAGCAUGCAGUCUAUAAGGAAAACAAGAGACGUCAUAUUGUAAAAGUUUUUUCAUUUUUGAAAUCCCAUCUCAAAUAAAGAAAAUAAUAAAACCGGUGUUGAGAAACUUCGGUUUCUUUCAUCUGAUUCCAAAGAUACUCUGAAUUGCGACUUCGGUGUACGAUUUUCUUGCUUACUUAAUCGAACUUUGCCCCCAACUUCGUAACCUUUACCAUUUCAGAGAUCCCAAUGGUGACGGUGAAUUAUGCUGAGGGUGUGAAAGUUAUCGGCUAGUAAACAGUUUUUUGUAUAAUACUGAAUCAUUUUGUUAUUUAAUAUUUAAAUCGAGAGAGCUCGAAAUGCGAAAAAAUAUGUAAACUGGCACACACAACAAAAUGUAUAUUGUCUAUAUAUUUGUAAUUUGUAAAGUAAUGCUAGUAUCGAUGAUAAAACUUAUUUAAAUAAACUAUCUAAAUGUUGCCUACACAAAUUUGCUCCAAUUUUGCAUGUGCAAAACAUCUGGUACCUUUGUGUAUUGAUCAAUGUUUUUUCGUUCGUUGGAUACAUAGAUAUACUUCAGUUGUUAUAGUUACAGUUCUUUGGCAAAAAUUUGAGUACUCCGAAAACAACAAUCCAGUCAGAUCACAUUCUAAACAAUAAUAUAGUUAUCAUUCAGAUCGUUACAGUAGGGAAUAUGCAUGUUUUUUUUGUACUUUCUGUCAAAUCUUCAAGUUAAUAUAAUACUGUAAACACAUUUAUUUCAUAGAAAUGUUUGUUUUAUUUUUUUAUUAAAUAUUUAAAAGUGCAAUGCCAAUGACGUUGAUUUAAACGCCUCAUAUUUCGCGCGUUUCGCGGUGACGUCACAAGUCAUGGUUUGUCAUUUUAUUCUGUUUGAUUAAUUUUUUGUCAAUUUUUUUACGCGCGCUUCGUAGUGACAUCAAAACUCAUGGUUUGUCAUUUCAUUCAUAAAGAUUUUUUAUCGAGAUCCCGUAGUGAAUGGAGCGGUAAUAGAUGGAAUUUCGCUCCUCUCGAUGUUUUUCAAUCUGAAAUAAAAAGACCGAUAGUUUUUUGUGCAAUGUACAAACAUAUAUAUCAAUAAAAUCAAACGUGACAAGCGCGGUUCCUAUAUCUACAAUGACAUUCUCGGUUGUCAUUUAAAAUCAGGUGAACCUGUUCCUCCAUUUAUGAUUCAAUAAUUUAACUGAAUUUUCGGCUCUGCGAAGACAAAUGUUCAAUUGAGAUGUCCGUUUUUCAAAUGACUUGGCUGUCACCUGCUGGUACCUCACCGACGUUAGGCGGUUAACCGUACCACGUGUUUUGCUUACAUUUGGAUGACGUCACAUCCGUCUUCCCCUCUUCCGUUUUUCGCGAAAAUUUGAGUAUCAGUUCCCCGUGAACUCGCGAAAAAAUCCUUUGUUUGGUUAAUUUGCUGUCAAGCUUUAAAAAUAAACAAGCAGUCUUUUGUUGUUUUUCCGACGUUGUCCUGGGGGCAUAAUUCUCGUGGCUGGCCCCUUGUAGUUAGAUAGCUCUGUGGCGGAUUCCGUGUCAACUGGUACUCUUUGGGACUGAUCAAACUGGUAGGUUGACAAUCAGUGACAGCGACAAAGGCUGCUCACUUGACGAUAUCGUGUCGAAGACUAGAGAUAGCAGUGAAUUUCAAGGGCUGCGCAUAGGGCAUCUCUUUCGUGUGUACACUGCGCAGAAAAUGAAUUUCAGGUUCUGCGCAUGUGGGAUCACUCUGUCGCUAUCAUCAUGUCUGUAAUCAACUGUAAUUUUGACAGUUUGGACAAGUUGCAAGCAGAAAUAUUGGACAUUACUAAUAAAACACGAAGUAGUAAUCCUGCGCAUGGCAAAGCGUGAGUGGAAUGCACAUAAAAAUUUCGGGAGGUUAUGUUGACAUUUUUCAUUGCGAAGAUGCCCUACGCCAUGUUCUACGCCUACGCCUACUAGAUUUCCUAGAGCUACACCAACCUUGGCUUAUAUUCCUUAUGGCCGUAUGGUCUGCCGUUCCUGCAAUUGUAGGACUCCUUUAUGGUCUCCUUGAUUUUCAUAGUCUUUACUCUCCUUCAAAAAGGCUGGGGUAUUUCUAGAUUUCUACUGCCCAGUGUCAGCGUCAGCGCUAUCCUAUUGUGAGGUUAUGUUUUCUUUUUGAAUCUUUUAAUUGAGGCUGAUGAAACAGAUGAUAAAAAUCAAGUUUUUUCAUUCUGAAAUAUUUUUAGAUUCAAAAAGAAAAUAUAACCUCAAAAUAGAGCGCUUACACGAAACAGUAGACAUCUAGAAAUACCUUUGCCUUCCUGAAGAACAGGAAAAACUAUGAAAAUCAAGGAGGCCAUAAAGGUGUCCUACCAUUGUAGAAACGACUAACGAUACGGGCCUUACGCAGUUUAACAUCCUAUCUCUAGUCUUCGUGCGUUACGCCAAUAGCGUUGCGUUUCGAUAUUUUAAAUUUGCCUCGUAUGGUUCCCAUUUUUUUAUUAAUUAAUACUUGUUAUUUUAUAUCGCGUAAGUAUAUAAUAAGGUUGAAGGUAUCUUUCUGUAACAAUAUAGACUGCGAAUCACAAUAAAUAUCUGAUAUAUGAAUCACAUGCAUAUUCCCUAUUGUCAACUCAUGGGGAGAGGACCACCUGAAGAUUAGAUAGUAGGUAGAACUAUGACUGCCGAAUCGGUUAAAGAAAUCAUUGGAUUUGCACGUCAUAAGCAACACCUUGGCAAGAUGUUUCAUUUAUUGAUGGUUUUGAUAUCGGCGUUUUAAAGUCAUAAUCAAUCCAACUACACUUAGGUCAUCGAAGUGCGUCAUUUACAGAAUUUACACGUCACUAAAUCGCUCGCUAUUAUCCUUUGGUACCGAAAAGGACGAAAGCAGCAAAAUACAUCGCUUCCUUUCCGGUACCAGAGUAUAGGUUACAUCAUACCCAUCAAAUGAUGACAGAACUAAGUGCUGUGAAUAUUAUGGUUUUCAGUGAUCGACUGGUUUAAUGAAAAAUACUGCUUAAAUUAAAUGAAAUUUGAAAGGCUUUCGCGGCCAUCAUCCAAUAUUAUUUGGUUGGUUUUUGGUUUGUUAGGCCACUCGUGUUGCAAAAACCAACCAAAUAAUACUGCUCAAAUUGGUUUAGUGCUGCUCAUAGAUUUUUCAAAAUAUUGUGCUGUAGCUAUAGUAACUUUAGUAGUAAUACAUACGACAAAAUUUUACGUUAUAAGUUUGUAGAUAUUUGGAUUGAGAUUGUUGUUUUUAUUUUCUGGGUUCUAUAAGAAAUUGAUGAUUCCUGUUACUCCAACAACCAACAUUUCUGGUAUGAAUGUGUAUUUUUUAUAUCAGUGAAUCUGAUUCAGUUGUGAGGUGAUACCAAUUUAACAGAUUUUACAGUUUAAGUGAUAGAUCUAUAUCAAUUCAAAUUCAUUAAAAAUUUACGAUAACGGUCAAGCUAGCUGAUGAAAUAGCAAGUAUGGAGGUAGAAAUCGAACUGCAUCUUGCAGUGAAUAUGGAUCACAUAGAUUCCAAUAGAUAUCUUAGGGAACUGCCCAAAAAGACGCUAUUGGAGUCAACUUUGAAGUAAAUACCAAUAAACAAUGUAGAAGUGGUAAAGAAUGUUUACACCAAUUCUUGAGUGGUAUAGGAAGUAUAAACGCUAGGCCUGAUAUUGAGCUCCACAAAAUGCCGUAUUUGCUGAUAUAAAAAAGGGUGAUGGUGCAGUCACAAUAGUUAUUCAUUUUUUACAAAUCGAGCCCUUUGGGACCUUUCAGAGUGCGUGCUACCAUGUAUAGAGAUAGAUAAAGUGAUUUGCACGAAUAUCAUUUGCGAAAAAAUUAAAUCAAGAAAUCGAUACAGGUCUCAUUCCGUAGUGUGUUCAAUGCUUCUGUUAGUAUUCAACCCUAGAAUAAUCUGCUAUUUUUACAAUAGACCAAUAACAGAUUCGUACCUCACACAAAACAGCAGUUUAACAAUAGCCGGAAAGAUGUAUUUUUAUCAUACAUUUGGAAAAUAAACUUAUGUUGCAUUUUA